CGCUUUGAACGAGUUCAGUGAGCAAGCAGCAUGAACGGUGCGAUGUGGAGGGUGGUGAGCAGAGGCAGUUCGUUGAUUUUCCAUUCGAAAAAACGGAAUGCUCUCUCCGUCACUGCUCGUGCGUUUUCCGCUCCCACCGGUCUCUAUGGCUUGCCUCAUUUGAAGACCGCAAAAGGCUUUCAAUCCUUCGUCGAUGAAGCCAUUCAAAGGUCUGGAGAACUCAUCAGUUACAUUUGCAAGAAACAGCCCGCUGGUGAAGUAAUGCGGGCAAUGGAUGAGAUUUCUGACACUGUAUGCUCUGUUGUUGACUCUGCUGAAUUGUGUAGGCAUACCCACCCUGACAGAGAGUUUGUUGAGGAGGCCAGCAAGGCAUCGAUGAGAAUUAAUGAAUAUCUACAUUAUCUGAACACGAAUCAUGAUCUAUAUGACGCAAUUAAGAAAGCCGAGCAAGAAUGUCACAUGCUUUCUGAGGAAGCUAAGAGGGGAGUUAGAAACUUACGUGCUGACUUUGAAAGGGGUGGAAUUAAUCUCUGCUCCGGGAAAUUAGAUCAAGUGAACACGCUAAAUAUUGAAAUUUCUCAGCUAUGCAGAGAGUACAAUGAGAAUAUUGUCAUGGACCCAGGAACUGUUGAUAUAUAUCCUUCUUCUCGCAUCCCCAGGAAUUUGCAUUAUCUUGUAAAGCCUAUACAUCGGUCGGUAUCAUUAAUAACCAAGGAUUUAUCAGGGUCUAGGGGCAUCCUCAAAGAGAAAGGAUUUCGGAUUACAACAGACCCACAAACUGUUUCUUCUGUACUACAAUUUUCAUCUGAUGAUGAGGUUAGGAAAAUGGUAUAUAUACGAGGAAAUUCUGUUCCACAGGCAAAUGUUGAUGUCCUCAAAAGGCUUAUAUCUGCACGACAUGAGCUAGCUCAGAUAAUGGGGUGUAGUUCUUAUACUGAAUUUUCUAUUAAGCCUAACAUGGCUUUAUCACCAAAAGUUGUAAUGUCAUUUUUACUCGAAAUGAGCAAGAUGGUCAAGCCUAAGACUAGAGAGGAGCAUAGGUUACUCACGAAAUUCAAGAGAGAAAAAUGUGGUCAAAGUGAUGGAGAUUUAAGGCCAUGGGAUGAGACCUAUUACAUGACAAUGAUGAAGUCCUCUGCUUAUAAAUUGGAUGCUUCGGUUGUAGGUUCAUAUUUUUCCCUCUCAAACUGUAUUGAGGGUUUGAAGGUGCUAGUGCAGUCAUUGUUUGGUGCAACCUUUCAUAGCAUACCUCUAGCACCUAAUGAGUCUUGGGAUCCACAUGUGCUUAAACUAUCUCUUCAUCAUCCCGAAGAGGGUGACUUGGGAUAUUUAUACCUCGAUUUAUACUCGAGAAAGGGAAAGUAUCCUGGUUGUGCUCACUUUGCAAUAAAAGGGGGUCGCAGAAUUUCUCAGACAGAAUACCAACUUCCAAUUGUAGCUCUUGUUUGUAACUUUCCGGGAUCUCAAAAUCCAUCAGCCGUAAGACUCAAUCAUUGGGAAGUAGAAACUCUAUUUCAUGAGUUUGGACAUGCUCUUCAUUCUUUGCUUUCAAGAACGGACUACCAGCACUUUUCAGGCACCAGAGCGGUUUUGGAUUUUGCUGAAAUACCAUCCAACCUGUUUGAGUACUAUGCAUGGGAUUAUCGAGUUUUGAGAAAAUUUGCUAGACACUAUUCAACUGGCGAACAAAUUCCUCAGAAGUUGGUUGAGUCAAUGCAGGGUGCCAGAGAUAUGUUUGCUGCAACGGAACUGCAACGUCAGAUCUUCUAUGCUCUUGUUGACCAGACACUUUUUGGAGAGCAGCCACUCCCUCAUGGUGACAUUAGUUCUGUUGUCGCCGAACUAAAAGGAGAGCACACGAAUUAUGGACAUGUGGAAGGCACGCAUUGGGAGACCCGAUUCAGUCAUCUGCUUAAUUAUGGUGCAGGUUAUUAUAGCUAUUUGUAUGCUAAGUGUUUUGCUGCAACCAUAUGGAAAAAACUGUGCGAGGAGGAUCCACUUUCAUCAACUACAGGAUUUGCUUUAAGAACAAAGUUCUUACAGCAUGGAGGUGCCAGAGAACCAGAUGCAUUGUUGAAUGAUCUAAUGGGAGAUGGAAUAUACAGGUAUCAUGAUGGAGGGAUAGUGCCUGAUAUUUCAUGUCUUUGUAAUGAAAUGAAGCUGGUUGAGGAAUAUCCUAUGGAGGUCCAUUUGUAGUGAUUUUUAGGAAAUAGGACUGAAUCAACUAGCUAGUACUCAGCAUAUUUUCCUCGGCGACACAGCAAACAGUUGUACCAUUCAAACUAUGGUGUCAAUUUUUUUUGGUGUCUCAAUAUCUUUGUUUACACGACCCUAUCAUAUGAAAAAAGUAAAGUGAGAGGAUCCAGUUUUGACGUAA
Molecule: messenger RNA, 2377 nt
Organism: Vigna angularis (adzuki bean)
Lineage: Eukaryota; Viridiplantae; Streptophyta; Magnoliopsida; Fabales; Fabaceae
Product: mitochondrial intermediate peptidase, mitochondrial
Exons: 17
Coding region: 31-2196 (721 amino acids)
Biological process (GO): proteolysis; peptide metabolic process
Molecular function (GO): metalloendopeptidase activity
Source: RefSeq, a predicted model, not a curated record